UUGUGUUUGUCCUGUGCAGUAACAAUUUUAGAUAUUUGUAGUCGUUAUGUAUACAUGUGGAUGAUAAGCAAUUAUUGUACAAGUGUAUAGGCAACGAUGUAUGUUUACCAGUUUCUGACAUACCUUAAGGAUUAUUUAUUGUAGACAGUUAAAUUUUUUGUAUUUUGUCCAAUUUUCGUGAAAAGAAGUUAAUGUAAUUAAUUCGUGACCGACAUCAAGAUAUAUCAAUAGACCUAUGUUAUUAUGGAACUCGACGAAACAGCGCGCAAUGAGCCACCAGCACCUGCAUUACCUAAUCCUGUACAAAAAGCAGAGAGCCAUGAUUCUGACCAAAGAUACUGCUGGGUGUGCUUUGCCACUGAUGAAGAGGAUGAGAAUGCAGCCUGGGUGCAACCCUGCAACUGCCGUGGCACCACCAAAUGGGUGCACCAGGCUUGCUUGCAGAGGUGGGUAGAUGAGAAGCAAAAAGGUGGAAACAUGGGCAAGGUGUCCUGUCCUCAAUGCCAAACCGAAUACAUCAUAGUCUUUCCAAACAUGGGAACACUUGUGCUCAUUAUGGACACAGUUGACAGCUUCAUAUACAAGGGUUGUCCAUUUCUCGCUGCUGGCAUUGUUGUUGGGGCCAUUUACUGGUGUGCUGUGACUUAUGGUGCAAUAACUGUGAUGCAAGUGGUUGGUCAGAAGGAAGGUUUGACAGUGAUGGAACAAGCAGACCCAUUGGUUCUCUUGAUUGGUCUACCUGCAAUACCAAUUGCACUGAUUGUUGGCAAGAUGGUCAGAUGGGAAGACACUGUUCUGUACCUCAUUAGGAAAUACUUAUCCAGAGUGCCAAUUGUUAAACAUUUACUACCAUUUAGGGUGGAUGUGGGACCAAGUCUCAGCAAUACCAAUGAAGAGAUCCCACCGCUAUCAGACCCAAUUUCCGCAACGCGUGUGCUCUGCGGGGCCCUACUCAUGCCGAGCAUAUCAAAUCUCAUUGGAAAAUUCCUUUUUGAUUCGGUCAAAUCAAAUUUUCAUAAAACUAUGCUUGGGGGUGUAACAUUUAUACUGGUCAAAGGAGCUUUAAAGAUUUACCACAAACAGCAGCAGUACAUCCGCCAAUGUCAGAGGAAAAUAUUAGAUUACACAGAAGCAAAUAUUACCAUGUACUUGAGGCGGGAAAGGCCUUGAUUAGUAUAGUGGAGUAAAAAAGAAAAAAAAACAGAAAACUAUUACAUGUUAGAAAUG
Nicrophorus vespilloides is the source of this 1227-nucleotide messenger RNA. Its product is annotated as E3 ubiquitin-protein ligase MARCH5. Gene Ontology annotation, molecular function: zinc ion binding. The transcript is spliced from 4 exons. The coding region runs from base 244 to 1170 and encodes 308 amino acids. NCBI's taxonomy places the organism in Eukaryota, Metazoa, Arthropoda, Insecta, Coleoptera, Silphidae. The record is from RefSeq and is a predicted model, not a curated record.